This is a messenger RNA of Branchiostoma belcheri (Belcher's lancelet), 1013 nucleotides long. Its product is annotated as sepiapterin reductase-like. NCBI's taxonomy places the organism in Eukaryota, Metazoa, Chordata, Leptocardii, Amphioxiformes, Branchiostomatidae. Gene Ontology annotation, molecular function: sepiapterin reductase (NADP+) activity. The transcript is spliced from 4 exons. Gene Ontology annotation, biological process: tetrahydrobiopterin biosynthetic process. The record is from RefSeq and is a predicted model, not a curated record. The coding region runs from base 66 to 878 and encodes 270 amino acids.
ACGGUCAAAGGUUACAUUGAUGCUGACCUAGUAACGGUGCAGACGAAAAGUUGUGGACCGGGGAAAUGGCUUCUCCUGAAAGUGCACAGAACACUUCUGUGCUAGGAAAGCCGACUUUCUGUGUUAUCACCGGGGCCAGUCGGGGUCUAGGCCGUUCCUUGGCGGUGGAGUUGUCCGGCAGUCUAGGGGAGGGGUCCCGCCUGGUGCUCACCGCCAGGUCGCUAUCCGGGCUGGAACAGACGCAGGCCUUGGUGAACAAGACAUCGGUCAGCGUCAAAGUAGUCAGUGGUGAUCUUGAGGACUCUGACAGUUAUCACAACUUGUUUCAGGGGAUUUUCAGUGACAUUACCCCAGGUGUGUUCCAACAUGCCUUGCUUAUCCACAAUGCCUCCUCACUGGGAGAUGUUACCAAAAGGGUGGUAGAGCACAGAGAUGCUGUUGUGCUACAGAAGUAUUACACAACGAACGUUACCUCCACCAUCACCCUCACAGCCAGGUUCCUUCAGAUAUUUCCGAGCUGUGACGUGACCAGGACGGUGGUAAACAUCACCUCCAGUGCAGGGUUCACACCAAUCAAGACCAACUCUCUAUACUGUAGUGGUAAGGCAGCAAGGGACAUGGUCUUCAAGGUGCUAGCGGAGGAGUCUCCAGAAGUUCGUGUUCUGUCGUUCUCCCCGGGCGCCAUGGACACAGAGAUGUUCGAGUACUACAGAACACACGUGGGAGACCCUGAGGUCAGGACCCUGCUGUGUCGGCUGGCAGAGGACGGGAAACUCCUCAAGCCGGAAUUCUCUGCACAAAAACUGGUCCAAAUUCUGGAAGAGAACUCCUACAAGUCUGGUGCCGUACUCGACGCUUUAGGUAGAUUUGAACACUGACUGAGAUGCAAAUGACUGUAAAUACACAUUACAUGCACGAAUAGUAAAACAAGUCAACAAAAGCAAUUGACAUCAACUCUUUAUCACAAACCUAACUGCUAAGCAUGUACAUUGUACAUUUGAUAUAAUGUACAU